Tripterygium wilfordii is the source of this 2396-nucleotide messenger RNA. RefSeq names its product L-type lectin-domain containing receptor kinase S.4-like. Gene Ontology annotation, cellular component: plasma membrane. The coding region runs from base 248 to 2299 and encodes 683 amino acids. Gene Ontology annotation, biological process: protein phosphorylation. The record is from RefSeq and is a predicted model, not a curated record. NCBI's taxonomy places the organism in Eukaryota, Viridiplantae, Streptophyta, Magnoliopsida, Celastrales, Celastraceae. The transcript has 2 exons. Gene Ontology annotation, molecular function: ATP binding; protein kinase activity; carbohydrate binding.
CUCCUUCUUAGAAACCCACUACUUUAAUUCUCAUCAGAUCUCUUCCUUCCCCUACUUCGAUUCAACAAAAACGACCCAUCAGGCUUCUUUUUCUUGAAAACAAUAAUUUCCUAUCUCACCAAAUCAAAACCUUCUUGAUCUCCAAUUAUUUCCUUCUUUUUCUUCAAAGCAACAAUUCCCCAUCUCACUAAAACAAAGCCUUCUUGAUCUCCAAUGAUUUGAACUCUUCCUUCCAUUGUCUUUUGAAAUGUCUGAUCCUCUCAGGCUGUUCUGUAUUUUCAUCUUGCUUUCAAUCCCAGUCUCAUCGCAGCAACACGAGCUCAUCUACGCAGGAUUUCAACAGGCGGGUUCCAACAUAACUUUGAAUGGUAUUGCAGAGAUUGAGAAAAAUGGCAUUCUAAGGCUAACAAACGAGACAAGCAGGUUAAUGGGUCAUGCCUUAUAUGCUUCUCCAUUUCAGUUCAAGAACUCCAGCAGUGGCAAAGCUUUCUCCUUUUCUGCUUCUUUCGCUUUCGCUAUAGUACCCGAGUACCCCAGACUCGGUGGCCAUGGCCUCGCUUUCACGAUGGCCACUUCUAAGGAACUUAAAGGCGCUCUUCCAAGUCAAUAUCUUGGGCUAUUAAACGCAAGUGAUAUUGGAAACUCUACAAAUCAUCUUCUCGCCGUUGAAUUCGACACAGUUCAAGAUUUCGAGUUUGGAGACAUCAAUGACAACCACGUCGGAAUAGACAUCAACAGCCUGAAUUCCAACAAAUCCGCAGCUGCAGCUUAUUUCAUAGACGAUACCACAAAGGUAGAUCUCAAUCUCAAGAGUGGAAAUCCAAUCCAAGCGUGGGUAGAAUACGAUUCGGUUGAUAAGGUUCUCAGUGUCACGAUUUCACCGACUUCUUCAAAACCCAAAUCACCAAUCCUGUCAUUUCCAGUAGAUCUGUCACCUAUUAUUCAGGAGUUUAUGUAUGUUGGCUUCUCUGCUUCAACAGGAUUGCUUGCUAGUUCUCACUUUCUCUUAGGCUGGAGCUUUAAUAUUAAUGGAGAAGCUCCAGCCCUGGAUCUGUCUUCUCUUCCUUCACUUCCAGGUCACAGAAAGAAAAAUUUAGGCCUAAAAAUUGGACUUCCAGUUUUGAUCGGUUUUCUUGUAGUAUCUUUAGCAGCCAUUGCAACAAUUUACAUCAUCAAGAAAAUCAGAGACGCUGACACCAUUGAAGAUUGGGAGCUUGAAAUUGGUCCACACAGGUACUCAUAUCAAGAACUCAAGCAAGCCACUAGUGGGUUCAGUGAAAAGGAGCUUCUUGGGCAUGGUGGGUUUGGUCAAGUUUACAGAGGAAUCUUACCAGAUUCGAAGACCCAAGUCGCCGUCAAGCGAAUAUCACACGAAUCAAAGCAAGGACUCCAAGAAUUCGUAUCCGAAAUUGCUUCCAUUGGCAGGCUUCGCCACAGAAAUCUGGUUCAAUUAUUGGGUUGGUGUAGAAGAAGAGAAAGUUUACUUCUUGUUUAUGACUUCAUGGCCAAUGCAAGCUUGGACAGGUUCUUGUUCGACGAGCCCAAAACUGUUCUAAAUUGGAAUCAAAGGUUCAAUAUCAUCAAAGACGUUGCUUCGGGGCUUCUGUACCUACACGAGGGCUACGAGAAAGUCGUUCUUCACAGAGACGUUAAGGCUAGCAAUGUCUUGCUAGACAGCGAGUUGAAUGGGAAACUCGGCGAUUUCGGACUGGCAAGGCUAUACGAACACGGGUCACACCCGGAUACAACUCGGGUCGUUGGCACAUUGGGCUAUCUCGCACCGGAAUUGCCCAGAACGGGCAAGGCGACAGAAAGGUCAGAUGUGUAUGCAUUUGGUGCGGUUUUACUCGAGGUAGCAUGUGGGCGCAGGCCCAUUGAGCAGAAGUCGUGUCCAGAGGAGUUGGUCCUGGUGGACUGGGUCUGGGACAAGUUCAAAGAAGGCCGGGUCCAUGACGUGGUGGACCGGAAACUAAAGGGAGAGUACAAUGCUAAUGAGGUAGUGAUGGUAAUAAAAUUGGGCCUAAUAUGCUCACACAAUGAGCCCAAAAGAAGGCCCAGCAUGAGGCAAGUGGUGAGGUAUUUGGAAGGGGAGGCAGAGGUGCCGGAUAAUUUGAGAGUUGGCGAUGAAGGGAGGGGAGGGAGGGUUGGGGAGGGUUUUGAUGAUUUUGUGAACUCGAUUGCUUCGUCAACUUUUGAUCGAAUGAGCUCAUCGUAUUCAUUUAUGGCAACCGGGGAUGUUGGAACUAGUUUUUGUUCUAUUUCAACCUCUCCAAUCUCCCUUGUCCAUCCUAGAGACUAAAACUAGUCUUAGAAUUUGUGCCGCUUGAUACAUUUAUUUCUAUGAACAUUCUUGUCUCAUUCACGAAUGAUUAUUAUUAAGAGGGUUUUGGGUUUUA